This is a messenger RNA of Engraulis encrasicolus (European anchovy), 2673 nucleotides long. RefSeq names its product MOB kinase activator 3B. Bases 426 to 1076 code for a protein of 216 amino acids. Gene Ontology annotation, cellular component: cytoplasm. The transcript has 4 exons. NCBI's taxonomy places the organism in Eukaryota, Metazoa, Chordata, Actinopteri, Clupeiformes, Engraulidae. The record is from RefSeq and is a predicted model, not a curated record.
AGAUAGAUGGUAAGCGGGAGCCGAAAGGAUUGGGAUAGGAUUCUGUAUGGGACAGAACUAGUGGAUACAAGUGAGCUAAGAUCAUGCCCUGAUGCUGACCUCCAGGAUCUGAGAAAUAAGCUCAGGAAGAAAGCGCCAGUUGCCUUGUAUUCACAGACCAGAGCAGUCGGGUGAUCUCUCCAGUGCCCUUUCCUGGCCAUUGCUGGGCCCUCCACAGCGCUACUAUUGGCGCCACAGUCUCUACCGAGGGGUGCUCUUCUCUUCCGAAACCGGCCGAGAAACCCCCGCUGCCCUCCCCCGCCGCGCUCGCCAAGCCCUUCCAGCUGCGCCCGUCCUCGUGUCUGCUCCUGCUGCCCUCCGUGCCACAGCUGACCUCCUCCGUGCCCCCCUGCCUGCCCGUCUCGGCCCCCGACCUGCACGCCAGCAUGUCCAUCGCCCUCAAGCAGGUCUUCAACAAGGACAAGACCUUCCGGCCCAAGCGCAAGUUCGAGCCGGGCACGCAGCGCUUCGAGCUGCACAAGCGGGCGCAGGCCUCGCUCAACUCGGGCGUGGACCUGCGCGGCGCCGUGCAGCUGCCCCACGGCGAGGACCUGAACGACUGGGUGGCCGUGCACGUGGUGGACUUCUUCAACCGCAUCAACCUCAUCUACGGCACCGUGUGCGAGUUCUGCACGGAGAAGAGCUGCCCGGUGAUGUCGGGCGGCCCCCGCUACGAGUACCGCUGGCAGGACGAGCACAAGUACAAGCGGCCCACGGCGCUGCCGGCGCCCACCUACAUGAACCUGCUCAUGGACUGGAUCGAGAUGCAGAUCAACAACGAGGACAUCUUCCCCACCUGCGUAGGAAUCCCCUUCCCCAAGAACUUCAUCCAGAUCUGCAAAAAGAUCCUAUGUCGCCUCUUCCGGGUCUUCGUUCACGUCUACAUCCACCACUUCGACCGCAUCAUCCAGAUGGGGGCCGAGGCGCACGUCAACACCUGCUACAAGCACUUUUACUACUUCUGCACCGAGCUCAACCUCAUAGACCGCAAGGAGCUCGAACCACUGAAAGAGAUGACCUCACGGAUGUGUCAUUGAGCAGCAGUGGCGCCUGGUUGCCACCUCUGGAGACUAGGCUUUGGGACCCCACCCUGUUCAUGGGAGGUUGCCACGGAGACCUAUAGAGGAUCACCAGCAGUAGCAGCAGCAGCAGCAGCAGCAGAACUGACUGUAAACCUUGGUGACAUCACCAAGGCUCCCAAAGCCAGGAAGAAAUCCUGCUCUGCUGCCAGGGUUGAAACCAUAACAAGCCCUUUAAACCAGCCCACAACCCCCAAACCCCGCUGAAACACACACCUUAAACCACUCUCCUCUCCGAGCUUGGAUACGCAGAGAACAGACUAAUGUUUACGGAAAAUAACAGAAAACAGCACCACCUAUUGGUGAAGUCGGCACAGCAUGCUGUGGGGAUAAUGUCCACAAGAUGGCAAUCUUGUUUUAAAAAUAUACUUUUUUUUUCAUGAAUCAGGGUAGAAGUAGAGGAGAGAGUCUGCCCCACUUUGCAUUCCUCUGAUGCUGAAUUUGGGUUUGAUUUUAACAACAUCUUCAGUAUCUUUAACAUUUUUAUCUUGGUCUAAAUUUUUGCUUUGUCCUUUCAUUCCAGAUGUUAUUGCAAUGAUGUUGUGGACUUAUCAGUAGAAGGAGAAAACAAAACACACAGAAUCAUUUUCCUACUUUGUUUUACAAACAUUACUGAAUAUUAGUACUUCUACCUGUGUAUAAUUUUACCUGAGGGUUUUGGAGUGGAGACUGCCAAAUUAAAUGAUCAACCAUAAUAUUUUUUUAAAAGUCACCUGUACACUGGUAAGGGUUUUAAUGAACUAACCUUUAACAGGCAGGAUGUCUGGGCCUGCAGUGACACUCAUUAAUCCUAUUGUAUGACUAGGACAGAGAACAUUUGAAACAAUGUUCACAGUGUUCACUUGUUGAGGUAACCAGCAUUUGCAGUGCAGUGGUAGCCUACAGUAUGGUACCGGAUAGGAGAUGCAGAACCAUUGCAAGAGAUUCUGAACUUUUCGGGGGGAGGGGGUGGGGGGUGGGGGGGUUUUCUUUUGGUCACUAAGUGAUUCUUAGUAGCAUAUGUACGACAACAUGUACAGAAAUGUUUAAGUUGUCAGCCUCUCUGUCCAGAUCUUCUCUAUAUGUGGUGAACUGAAUUGUUGUAUAUUUGUUUUUGUCGUGUUGCUGCUUUGUCACAUCAAGUCAGGUGUGAUUUAUCUAAGACACACUUCAGUACCUUCCUUCUGUACGAUUUAUCUGGACUUGACUUGUUGAAUCAGGAAAACACACACACACACACACACACACACACACACACACACACACACACACACACACACACACACACACACACACACACACACACACACACACACACACACACACACACACACACACACACACACACACACACACACACACUGUCUCAGCCUAUGAAAGCUAACUUAAGAGUGUAGCAUUCCUGGAAUGGACUAUAAUUAACAACACUGACAAAUUAUGAUUUCACUUUUUUUCCAUUUUUUGUUUUCUAAACCAUUUCAGUUUGCAGAACACCUGUCUCUUCAUAUGUCUGUCUUUUCUUGUAAACUAAAGAUGUUGAUGAUUCUAUGUAAAGUGCAUAAUUGAAGCAAUAAAG